Molecule: messenger RNA, 832 nt
Organism: Astrephomene gubernaculifera
Lineage: Eukaryota; Viridiplantae; Chlorophyta; Chlorophyceae; Chlamydomonadales; Astrephomenaceae
Source: the annotation of a GenBank genome assembly
CAGGGCGCACUUCGAGCCUCACCGCUGUCAAUGUCAUCGCAGCCACGGCCUCACAGGUCGUCCACUUCAGGACCCGCAAUCGUUGUAACAACGACCACCGGCGCGGCAAGCUGCUUCAUCGCACAACAAGCCAGCAGCGGUGGAACAGCGGCGGCAGCUGGCGGUAUCGCAGAAGGUGCUGGCUGCAGCGGCGGUAGCGGUGGCGGUGGCGGUGGCGGUGGCGCCGCGCGGGCGUUACGCAAGAGUCAGAGUGCUCUCGAGCUGGGAGCUUGGCGUUGCACGGCAGCAGCAGCGAUGUUGGCGGGUGGGGACACGUCUGACGCGACUGCGGCGGCGACUGGACAGAAGUUGAUCGGGCGCCUGACACCCGAGGAGCGUCUGCAGCGCAUUCUGCGCUACCGCACCAAACGCAACCAACGCAAUUACAACCGGGAGAUCAAGUACCAGUGCCGCAAGACGCUGGCGGACUCCCGUCCGAGAGUGGGCGGCCGCUUCGCCCGCAAUGACGACCCCAACAGCGUUCUGCCGCACCAGACAAAGAAGGCGAUGCGGCAGAAGGGACAGCAACCGCCGCAAGCACAAACGCAGCAGUCGCUGCAGCAGGCAUGUCAGAACCAAGCUGGAGAGACAAACGCUGGCGGCGGCAGGAGUCUGCCGCAGGUGGGCAUGCACCGACAGCAGCAGCAGCAGUACACACAGCAGCACCAACAGCAGCAACGUGCCCCGGCUGCAUGUACGGAUAUGCUGCGUGAUGGAGCGGCAUGGCGAACAGGUGGUUCCGCAGCCCUAAGCAGCAACAGCGCCGCCACGACUGGAGCUGCAGAUAUGACCC